Messenger RNA from Toxotes jaculatrix (banded archerfish), 1158 nucleotides. RefSeq names its product family with sequence similarity 155 member A (gene nalf1a). Lineage: Eukaryota; Metazoa; Chordata; Actinopteri; Toxotidae. The coding region runs from base 1 to 1158 and encodes 385 amino acids. Gene Ontology annotation, molecular function: stretch-activated, monoatomic cation-selective, calcium channel activity. Gene Ontology annotation, biological process: calcium ion import across plasma membrane. Gene Ontology annotation, cellular component: plasma membrane. The transcript is spliced from 3 exons. The record is from RefSeq and is a predicted model, not a curated record.
AUGACCAGGGGUGCUGGGACGUGUUGGCAGCAAGAAGAUGACGACGGCUUCCAAAUCUGGCUAGAGCCCCCCCGCGACAACCAAAAGCCAUUCACCGACUCAGAGAGGGCGCAGAGAUGGCGACUGUCCUUGGCAUCCCUCUUGUUCUUAACCAUCCUCCUCUCUGAUCACCUGUGGUUCUGCGCCGAGGCCAAACUGGCCCGGACCCGGGACAAGUUCGCAUCCUCCCACCUCCUCUCACCCCAGACCCACUCAGCACACAGCAGCCUCAGAGGAAACCCAGAUGCUAUUUUUAUAGGAAACUCUACCAAACAUUUGUGGCGGCUUGAAACUUGCCACCAGGAUAGUUUAUCUAAGAACUGCUUUGCUUUCGCAGAUGCCGACCAUUUGUGCAGGGGCCUUUCCGACAAAGAGGGGACGCGGGCUGUAAAUAUGAGCGAUUUGUACCUUUCCUUUUGUAACUCCUACUCUCUGCUGGAUUUGUUUUACGGGUCGACAAGUCCGGACAAUUUGAACUGCAGCCUCGACGUGCUCGGCGAUGGCGACACGACCAGAUGCAGCCUGUGCGUCCAGGCGUACCAGCGCUACGACCAGCACGCCCAGGAGAAAUACGAGGACUUUGAGCUCCUGACUCAGAAAUAUGAGCCGGGGGCAUAUUCAGUGAGGACGUGCAUGGAGCAUUGCAAGACGGCCUACAAGCCCUGGCUGUGCGCUCAGUAUUUCCCCACCACCCAGCGGUCCUGUCAGAAGAAGGUGCCGUGCCACCAGUACUGCCUGGAGGUCCAGCAGAGCUGCCCGUUCAUCCUGCCCGAUAACGACGACCUGAUCCACGGCGGCAGCCCCAGCUUCAUCUGCACAGGGCUCUUGGGAGAUCAUCCAUCAGACAGUGAGGCGGAGUGCUGUGACGUCCGAUGGGACUCCAAAAUGGACAACCCUUCAGGCGGGACGCUAAAAAGGACUGCUUCUUCCUGCCAGCCCGAGGGGGCCUCGGUCACCUCCGCCGCCACCCCGAGACUGUGCAGCGGGCGACUGAAGAUCUGCCUGCUGGCCCUCGUCCUCCUACACACUGUCAUCAUCAUUUCAGCCUCCCAUAAUUCUACGUUGGUGGGCAUGGCUGCCAUUUUCUCACCAGAGGAGAGUGCUUCUAAUGAGGAGUGA